Messenger RNA from Pteropus alecto (black flying fox), 2159 nucleotides. RefSeq names its product dynein light chain Tctex-type 3 (gene DYNLT3). Gene Ontology annotation, molecular function: dynein intermediate chain binding. The transcript is spliced from 5 exons. The record is from RefSeq and is a predicted model, not a curated record. Gene Ontology annotation, biological process: microtubule-based movement. Lineage: Eukaryota; Metazoa; Chordata; Mammalia; Chiroptera; Pteropodidae. Gene Ontology annotation, cellular component: cytoplasmic dynein complex; cytoplasm; kinetochore. Bases 98 to 448 code for a protein of 116 amino acids.
GGUCAUAAUCCCAGGCGGGUUCACCCUGGAGACCAGUGCGCGGCCGCGGAUCUGGACCCGCCCGUUGCUCCGCCCCACCGGGAGAGUCGGUGCCACCAUGGAGGAGUAUCAUCGCCACUGCGACGAGGUUGGCUUCAAUGCGGAGGAAGCCCACAAUAUUGUUAAAGAGUGUAUAGAUGGAGUUUUGGGUGGUGAAGAUUAUAAUCAGAACAACAUCAACCAAUGGACCGCAAGCAUAGUGGAACAAUCCUUAGCACAUUUGGUUAAGCUGGGAAAAGCUUAUAAAUAUAUUGUGACCUGUGCAGUGGUCCAGAGGAGUGCAUACGGCUUUCAUACAGCCAGCUCAUGCUUUUGGGAUGUCACAUCUGAUGGAACCUGUACCGUAAGAUGGGAGAACCGAACCAUGAAUUGUAUCGUCAAUGUUUUUGCCAUUGCAAUUGUCCUGUGACAGACUAAAAAUGUUUCUGCUUUAAAUUUGUCAGUGUAUCCUUUCUAAAAAGAGUAACAGUUACUUAUUAAUGUGCUAGAUGACAAAUGUGCAAUAUGCUUCAAAGCUAUCAACAAAAACUGAAUAUUAUAAGCAAGCAAUCUCCUAGUAAGUUGGAAAAUUAUCUCAUAUUCUAUAUAGAAUCACUUAAAUAGGAAAAAAAUUAAUGUCAGCAAAAAACAAAUACAGAAUCAUGGCAUGACAUGAAAAUACAAUCAUAUUUACACCAGCUUUUCACCAAUGUUAUGUACCUAAGGGGAUAAGAAAUUCAUUCAGAUAAUAAAAUUCUUUUUCAGUUUCAGAGAAUUUAACAGGGAUAAAUAUAAGAACAAAAAGAACUGCAAGGAUAAAUCUGGAGAAAAUAAUAGUUAGCUAACACUUCUUAGCUUUUUAUUUAUUUUCCUCAGUUGUACAUAUGGCUUAGUGGAAAGUAAUUGUUUUUUUUUUUUUUUCUAUUGACUAAUAUUAUAGUAGCAACUAUUAUUAACUUGAUUAUAUGAGAACUGUUAAAACAGUUUGUAAAAUUUCAAAUUCUUAAAUUUACAUCUGAGGAUGAGUUAAAUCUGGUAAACUGAAUUCUCUAGUUAAACAGAAUGAGUUAUAGUAUAUGAUCAAAAAUAUAUGACUAACUGCUGCCUUAUAAUUCACAUAUUCCAUGUGUAACAAACAUGUAUUGAAUGCUUGUUAUGAGCAUAUUUCUCUGGUACUCAUUAUCAUUAUCAAUAUGCUGUUCAAAUUCUAAGUUUCUUUUCAGUUGGACAACUAACAUUUAUGUUUGGGGAAUAAAAAAAAAGAGUUCUUUUACAAGAGAGGAACAAAGUGAAUCUGGUUAUCCAUGUAGAAGCAAGCAAAAUGGAAAGCACAGUGCUGACAGAAAAUCAUAGAUGUAAUAUUAAGAAUUGCUCCUAGCAAGUAAAAAAAUGCAUAAAAUAUGCAACUGUUAACUUAAAGGCCUUAUUAGCAGUCUGACUGUACAAGUAGUAAAUUUUGUCAUUGCUACAUCUGUAAAUAAUUUUAAAUACUUAUGUGGGGUUCAAAUUAAAUGGAAUAAAGCGUAAAUUAAAAGUAUACAAUCAUUAGCAGGUUAUUGAAAAUCUCAGGGCUUAUGAAAUGUAGUUAAAUUUAUUAAGAAAAUAAAAGAUGAAAAAUUAAGGUACACAGCUGGUCACCAAAUGCGAAUUUGAUCUGCUAUUUAACCUUGAAAACAAAAUGAAGUUUGCAUGUUACCACUAACACUAAUACCUAUAGGGAGUGGAACCAUGAUUCAUUGAAUUUUGGGGGGAAGGAAAGCUUGGUAUUAAUACUGACAAUAUUAAGAUAGUAUUCUUGUAGGAAUACUAUGUGCAUGUUUGAUAUUUUGCUGAGUAACAAUAAUUGUUGGUGUUUAAGAAGAAUAUAUAAGAAAAUGCAAAGGUAGAGUUUAAUGCAGUGAUCUACAUUAUUGGCAUGUCGAAAAUUCUCAUAGUCAUUACGUUUAUGUUACUUUACGCUGCUGGCUUUAGUGCCCUUGAAGAUUAUAAUAGUGACCAAACUAUCUGUGCAGUUAAGACUAAUUUUGAUUAUCGUUAUUGAGGCUUGAUCUUAAAAGAAUAAUAAUCGGAAAUACCUCGUGAACUUGCUGUCUGCUCUGUUUCUAGUUAAAAUAUAAUAAAGAUUAUCUUCCUGUGCUGUA